This is a messenger RNA of Coturnix japonica (Japanese quail), 1794 nucleotides long. Lineage: Eukaryota; Metazoa; Chordata; Aves; Galliformes; Phasianidae. The record is from RefSeq and is a predicted model, not a curated record.
UUUGGGUCUUGGCUCCGUGUCGGGAACGUGGUGGCUCCGGUUCGGUGUCAACAGAGUUGGAGAGGUUGGGGUUGGGUCGUGUUGUCCUGUGACACAGUGGUGGCUCUGGACUCUGAUUGAUGGCCCCACAGCUCGGCAGCCUCGAGCGUCGGCCCGUGCUGGGCUCCUGGCCAGGAAUGGAUGGGGACGGGGAUGCAGUUAUGUGCUAGUACAGGAGAGGAGUCUCAGUGGGGUUGGUGGGCUGGGCAGCCUCGCCAAGUCCUCCAGAAGAGGAAGGGCUGCAAAAGGGGAACGCAGGAGCAGACGGAGCCCUUCCCGCAGCAAUGCUGGGUGUCAGGCCACAUCCACGGGUUGGGACUGGGGUGAUGUGAAGGAAGGGAAGUCACGGCUGUUGUUUGGGGUGACAGAGGCCGGGAGGAGCUGGGCUGAGGCUGCCCGAAGGGCUGGGAAAGGCUCUGGGUGUGCAGCGAGGACUGGUCUCAGUAAGGGCUGCUGUUUUUCUCCUGUAACCGAAGUUUGGGUAUGGUUGGAAGUAACAUGCUGAGGAAGAGUCUCAGGGUUCAGCAGUGCACGGAGCCCCGGGAGGGCGGUGGGGGCUCAGGCAGCGCUGUGGGCAGUGAUGCAAAGCGAGCAGCAGCACCGUGUAGCAAUUUCCCGUCCGUAGGCUUUGUUCUCAGAACGGAGCGCGGCUCUUGUCACACGGUGCUGAAAUGGGAGGUUUGAGAUCCCCAGGGAGGUGAGUGAUGCUCAGCUCUGGUCUCGCUGCAGGGGAUGCCCGCUUGAUCCGCAGCCAUGUCCCGGUACCUGAAGCACUUCACGGUGGUGGGGGAUGAUCCCGUCCAGUGGAGCAACGAUUACCAGAAAUGGGAGGAAGAGGAGGAGGACAAUGGGGAGAAGGACUCGGAGAUCAAAUUGGAGCCGUCCCGUGGUCGCGUCACCUUCCAAGAUGUGAUGAAGAAGCUCUUCAGUUCACGCAGGUUUCAGAUUGUCGUUGUCUUCUUGGUCAUCGUGGAUGCCUUGCUGGUCCUUGGGGAACUGCUGAUGGACUUGAAGAUCAUCCAUCCGGACAAGUAUCACAUAGCCCCAAAGGUUUUCCACUACCUUUCCCUGUCUAUUCUCACCAUCUUCCUGGUUGAGGUGGGGUUUAAAAUCUUUGUUUACGGCCGGGAGUUCUUCCACCACAAGUUCGAAGUGCUGGACAGCAUCGUUGUGGUCGUGUCCUUCAUCCUUGACCUCGUCCUCCUCUUUCGGGAGCACGAGUUUGAAGCCGUGGGGCUCCUGAUUCUGCUGCGGCUGUGGCGUGUGGCCAGGAUCAUCAAUGGAAUAAUUCUAUCGGUGAAGACCCGCUCUGAACAACAAGUGUCCAAGCUAAAGCAGGUGAACCUGAAACUCGCAACAAAGGUUGAACAACUUCAACACAGCUGUGUGGAGAAGGAGCAAGAAAUCGAGAGGCUUACCAGGAUGUUAAAGCAGCACGGGCUCAUCAGUGAGCAAACGUAGGAGGCCAGUGUUCCAAGUUGGGGAAGUCUGCUGUGGCGAGUGCAGUGCUGGAACGUAUCAGAUUGACCCAGAAGGUUUUCCUCUCCGCCUGCUUUCUCUGGUAUAGUGUCGUCUAUAAACGUUUUCUAUUUGACCACAUUUUGAUUAGAUCUUGGGAUUGCAAAAAUAGCUUUACUGGAAAACUAAACACGUGUGCUCCCUGUAAAUGGUGACUCCGUAAGACCCUUGUACAGCUGUACAGACAAAAGUGCAAAAUAAUUUAAUAAAGACACCACUUAACAUGCUGUACAUUCA